UGGAGGAGGAAGUGAGAAACUUACCUGGGCAACUAUCGACAAAGGAGUGGAAGAAGGGAGUUUGGAUCAGGUGGAGCAGCACUAGAUGCGGCUGCAGAGGCGCAAGAGAAAGGAAAGGGACGCCACCGCAUCGGGAACUCCAGGGGUAAAAAGGAUCGUCACGGACGUGCUGGCUGCGUUGGGGUAUGAUAAUGAAGUGAAAGUGCAGAAGAAAGGGGUAACCUUGGCCCAGGGCCGGGCAUCAGGGGCAGUGGAUGAGGAGGCAGGACGUGAGGACUACGGCGGAGAAGAAACGGGCUCCCAGAUCUUGACCAAAACCCAGAGGAAGCAGCGUAAUUUGCUAAUGGGGGGUCAAGGAUCAGUGAAGGGGCAAGCCCCGCAAGCAGUUGCCGCGCCACCACAUGCCACCACGCCGGCGCCAGCGCCAGCCAGGCCAUCGUGUAUGGCGCCGCCGCCAGCUAGUGGGCACUGGAUGCCGCAUUGUCAGCUCGCGCCCUGGCCCAGUUGUAACCACCGUACCUCGUGCGGAGGGAGUCAGACCCACGUGGGACAGAUGGUCCCCUAUUCGGGCCCGUCGGCAAGUAUGGUCCCCCCAAGCUACCCUACGACCCAAGGUCAGUUUGUGGCCCAACCGCCGCCCUCCCAACAGGCCUCGCAGGCUAGUGUGGCUGGCGGAGGAAACCAGGGGCAAGGCGGGCGAGGCAAUGGAGGCCGAGGCCAAGGGGGUCAGGGAGGCGGUAGUCGGGGACGAGGGAGAAAUGGUGGGGGUCGCGGAGGUGGUUGGAAUGGCCAGGGGGGUCAGAACCAAGGUGGCCAAGGUGGCCAGGAGGGGGGCCAAGGAUUUGGGAGGCCCCGCUUUGACUGGCGGAGCGCCACCUGUUGGCAUUGUGGCGCCGUAGGACACACCAUACGAUUCUGCCAACAACGGCGGGAUGAUGAGCUGGCAGGGUUAAUCUCCUCUUGUAUGGAUGGAAAUACAUACGAUAAGUGGGGGAAGCAUAUUGACCCCAAGAUCCCGGGAGGGAUCAGGCAAGAGGCCCUCAGGCGAGCGACGGCAGGGCCACCAGUGACCCCGGCCAUGUUCAGGAUGUGGCAGAAGAGAGAAGAUCCGGUCAUAAGAGUCGAGGAGAUUGUGGGGGAUAGCGAGGAGGUUACUCAGCGACUAAGGGCAGGGACUAUAAGGGAGGAGCCGAUAGUCGUGGAUUUGGUGAUAAAGAACCAGAAGUGCACCGGGAUGGUGGACACGGGGGCGGAGAUGAACAUCAUCAGGGAGAAGGAAGCGGUGAUGUUGGGGAUGGAGAUCGACCGCUCGGACCAUGGCAUGUUGCACGGCGCCAAUCGCAAGGAUGCCUUUUGUGGCACUGCGUCCAACGUGAUCAUAGAAAUUGGGAAGUUUUCUGUGCUCGUUACUGAGGACGAGGAAGUUUAUUAUGAGUUGGAACGGGGGUUGAUACGGCGCAUGCGGGAGCAAGUAGCAAAUGGUCCGUGCCGUAUCAACGGUGAGAAUGAAGAGAAGUUGAUAAUUGGGGAGCCCGACUUGCUUUUGCCCCAAGAGAGAGCCCUGAUGGUGGGGUUGAUGAAGAAAAGGCACGCAUAUGCUUUCAAUGAUGACGAGCGUGGGAGGCUGGAUGUGGACAAGAUUCCGAUGAUUCGGAUCCACACGGUCCCACACGGGCCUUGGAAUCUAAGGGGCGCGCGGUAUCCCAACCCGGACGAAGAGAAGAUGGUGGUGGACUACCUGGACGGCAAGAUGCGCACGCACGUUGCCGACUUCUCCAGCGGGCCGUAUGCCUCGCCCUGGUUCUGCUUUAUCAAGCGAACGGAACAUUACGAUCAGGAAGAGACUGUGGAGAAGAUGAAGGCCGAGUUUAAAGAGGAAGGUCUGGUGUUGGGGGCGCCGAAGAUGACUGAGAAGAAGCCGUUCAUCAUUGAAACAGACGCUGGACCUACUGCCCUGGGAGGAGUCUUGGUUCAGGUAGAUGCCGAGGGAAAGGAGAGACCGCUAAGGUUCGAGAGUCGAACUCUUAAUACGACUGAGAGGAACUACUCUCAGUUUAAGAAGGAGACGUUGGCGGUGCUCCACUGCCUGAGGAUCUUUCGGAACUACGUCUUUGGCAGGAGGUUCAUACUAAGGGUGGAUCCUACUGCGCUUGCCAGUUCCCUAAAGAACUAUACCCCAUCUGACCCAACCAUCGCAAGGUGGUUGACGUACAUUUGGAUGUUCACCUUCGAGCUGGAAAGGAUUCCAGGGGACAAAAACAGGGCGGAUGGGUUGAGCCGCAUCAACUGGGAUGGGGCGGAUCAGGAGUCAAUAGAGGAUACCCCACCAGUUGAUGGGUUCUUGGACCAAGAGGAGGACGUCUGCCUUCAUAUAAAUGAAAGGUCCUUGCGGGUGCCCAGUUGUGUUAGUCACCCUAUAUGGCUAGCGCCUAAGGGGUACGAACGAAGGGAGGAAUUGGUCCUCAAGCCCUUUCAAGAGGAGGAUCCGUGGGGGAGCAAGGAUGUUGGUUGGAUAAUGAAGUUGGCAUUGGCAGGUAUGCACAGUCUGGCGGAGGAAGUAAGGACAAUAGAGGAGGGCCCAACUCAGGUGGAGGAGCAUGAGCAACUAAUGGGAGGAAUGUAUUUGCUCACGAAUGCACUUCUGCAGGGAUACUUUGAUUGGAGGAGCUCUUUCAGUCCUAUGGAGAGUGAGGAUUUUGUUCCUGAAAGUCAGGAUGAUGAUUUCGAGGAAGGGGAGAUCAGAGAAGCCUUUCAUGCAGAAGAGUACGAUGAAAUCUAUCUGGAGUUGGGGCUACUCCUAUCCUGGGAGAUGAGGGAUAGAGACGCAAGUACCAAAGCGCAAAAGAUGAGGCACCUCUAUGUGGUGAGGGACGGCCACCUGUUUAUAAAGCGGCAGGUCGGGAAUCCUAAGAGGAUUGUAUGUGGGAGGAACCGGCAGAUUGAUAUCAUAGCAGCCCUACACGAUGGUAUAGUAGGGAGGCUCAGAGGGAUAGGUGCCACGUGCGCCAAGAUAAGCGAGCUGUACCAUUGGGAUGGGAUGCUGACUAUGGUUAUCAAGUAUUGCCAGUCUUGUGUACCUUGCCAGGAGAGGUCAGCGCAAAGGCCAGGGGAGCCCCUGCACCCAAGGUUGGAGAAGGAAGUAGGUGCGGUCAUACGCCUGGACCUGCUGUUCAUGCCAGCUGGGGAGAAUGAAUGUAAUUACAUCUUCGAUGCACGGGAUAACCUUACUGGAUUUGUGAACGGUCGGGCUAUUCAGACAAAGACUGACCCGGUUUUGACAAAUUGCAUCGAGGAGUAUUACUUGCGUUGUCCCUUUGCCAAGGAGUUCGUGAUGGACCGAGGGUCAGAGUUCACUUGCAAUGAGGUGCGAACCUUGCUUGCAGGGUAUGGCGUAGUGGCUAACUAUACUACGGCCGCUCAUCCUCAAGCGAACGCUCCGGUGGAGAGGGGGCACAGUACCAUCACGAACCUCUUGGCUAAAUGGACAGAGGGCAAGCCUAGUUAGUCUGACUUUUCGAAGACAACCAUGCAUAGGGGAGGGAGGGGCGCACGGCCACGACAGAGGUCUCUGGGAGCAUCAGGAGGGGAUGGGAGAGAAUCCACGCCUGUCUUUGACGAUGAUAACGUAGAGCUCUUUCUGGACGCCUACCAGGCCCAUGCGGCAGGGGAGAAGUGGUCUACCUUGGAGCGGAUACGGCACCUGAGGGGAGUUGGGCGUUUUGAGGAGUUUAUCGCGCAUAUCCGGGAGGAGGCUUUGACCUGGCAGGAUGUGGAGGUGAGGAUGCAGAGGCUGAGGGCUUCGCCGCUGGGGCCGGAUGGACUGCCUAUUCAAUUGGAGGAAGGCAAUGCGGAGGAGUUCAUUCCGGCCUAUGAGCAGUACAUGCGCGACCAGGGGACUGGGCAGGAGGAGUGGAUGCAAACGUUGCCUCUCUUGACGCGGAGGGCGGAGGACCAUUGGCGAGGCAGAUCCGAGACAGGGCGCGUGCCUGGUCGCGCAUUUGUCUACCCAGCUGGCGGAAGGGAUGGCAGAGAACCAAGUGUGGAGAUCCCGCAUGGAAGCCAAGGAGGCGGAAUGGGAGAAGAGGCUCCAGGACAUAGCAGCGAUCGUGGAGAGGCUCUCGGCCACCAAGGUGGUCGACUGGACAGAACAGAGCCGGUAUUUCUGGACCCAGCGGAGGUGGAGGCAAGGCGGAAGGCCAAAGAGGGGAGCUUCAGCUUCAGGGCCCCCACCGAGCUAGCCUCGUACCAGGCGACCCCUAUGGCGGUUGAGACCCCUACGAAGGAUCCAGCACAGAGAUCUCAGCCCCCACUGGCGGAAGGGGGCCCCGCAAAGGAGUCCCCUACGAUCCUUUUGGAGGUGCAGGGGGGCACCCUUACGGGGGCAGCAACGUCCACUGAGCCUGAGGCGAUGGAGGAGGAGGCAUCUCGUUUGGAUGAGCUAGUGGCGGCCAUGGAGUUGGACAUGUCGUCAGGUGGGCCUCAGAGACACGAGACCCCGGAGCGUGUGCCCGAGAUGGGGGAAUUGAGGACACAGUUAGGCUCUUGGGCUACUGGAGCUGACUCAGGAGAGCACAUCUCAGAGCAGCAGCAGGAGGCUAUGAGCGAGUCAGUGGCUACCGUGACUCCCCAGCCUUCAGACCCGCAUAGGGACGAGGGGACCACUGUGAUGGGAGGGGUCCACAAGGGUAGGCCACAGAGAUUGGGCACUCCGGCGUACCGGCCUGAGGGAGGCGAGAUGCGAGCGGGGCCGAGUACCCCGAUGUUGGAGGCGAGACCGGCGGAAUCAUGGACUUAUGUGGCCACCGACGUCAUGCACGGGAAGAAGGACGCCACUGCCCUUGCGACCGUGUGGCUGAAGAGGGUGAAGUCCACGGACGUGGACUUGAGCGACAUCACAGCGUUCGUGACGGACUCCGCCGGGGUGAACGUCGCAGCGAUGGAGGUUUUCCAGAAGGACGAGAGCGUCAAACACAUCUUCUGGAUUUCAUGCGUCGCUCAUGUGAUGGACCUCAUUCUCGAGGACAUCGGUGGGAUUGAUCGGGUAGCCACCUGCAUCGCGCAGGCGAGGUUGGUGACGAGGUUCUUCAAGCGCCAUGGCCACGCACGGAAGGUUUUGGAGUUCUUCUCGACGAUGACCCUUCUACUGCCGGCGGAGACUCGAUUCGGCACUAACGUCAUCAUGAUGACGAGGCUUGUGGACCUGCGGGGAAAGCUCAUGCAGCUUGUCGGCGACGACCGGUGGCGUGAGACUGUCUGGUCUACAAGCAAGAUCCGCAAGGACGCCGCAGAGGUCACUGCGUGUAUUGGGUCUCCUCCAUGGUGGGAGGAUUUGAGAGCUUUGUGCAAGAUGCUGGAGCCUAUCAUGGAUAUGUUGAAGCUAGUCGAUAGCGACACACGCCAGAUAAGCAAGAUUUUGCGUCGUUACGAGGUUAUGAUCGCAUCUUGCUUGUCUGCGUGCCGCGACCUCGAUCGGGAGCAGCAGGACGCUAUUUUGGAGGUGUUCGACAGGCGGCGCACCAUGUUCCAAACACCCGCCCACACAGCGGCCAGGUUGCUGGAUCUCGAGUUCCGAGACCCGACGCUGAACGACGACCAAGAGGUGCAGCAGGGAUUGAUCGAAGCCCUGGUCCAGUUCAGCUAUGCAGAGGGAUCGGUGCAGCACGAGGAGGUCCUUAAGGCGGUAUACAAGUUCCAUACAAAGGAGCCUCCUUUCGAUGAUGUCAACAUGCGGCGAUCGUUGGCAUACUACAGCCACCCUGCCAGUUUUUGGUUCAUGAAGAGUGCGAAAUACCCUCACACGGCCAUCUUUGCCGGUAGGAUCCUUCGCAUCUGGGCGACUACAUCACCAUGCGAGAGAGCAUGGUCUCGAUGGAGCUUCAUUCAUUCGAAGUCAUGCAACAGGUUGGAGGUUGCUCGGGCCGAGAAGCUCGUGCGGUGCCACUGGAACCUCAGACUCAUUGAUAGACCGUCGUUGUGUGACGAUGCUCCUGCUGACAGACCCGAUAUUUUCGGGAACUGGGUGCAUUACUGGCAGGCUGUGGAGGAGGAGGUGGCAGUGGACGAGCAGCUCGUCAGAGGUAGUGGUGCACUGGCGACGGUGACCGAGGAGGAGUUGGCUCAUGCCAGAGAGAGGAUGCGCAUCGUUUCCCGCAUGGGAGCCAUGCGUCGGGUGGCGGAGUCCGACAGGAGGCGACGCAAGGGCGGAGCAGGUGGACGUGGCGGGCGCGGGCGAGCAGGUGUCGGAGGAACGAGGUGUGGUGGCAGGACUGCUGCAUCCGGGACUCGUCAACAGCGGGCGGACGGUUUCAUCCGCAAGGCCCGCCAGAGUUGGGACGAGGGAGACUUCUUGUUCGACAGCUCAUCCAGCGACGACGAGGAUUUCUUUGCAUUGGGCACGCCCGCGCCUACGGACGAUAAGAGAGGCGACGACGACGACAGAGGUAAUGGCGGAGGUGGUGGCGGAGGAGGUGGCGGAGGAGGUGGCGGAGGAGGUGGUGGCGGCGGAGGAGGUGGCGGAGGAGGUGGCGGAGGCGAUGAUAGAGGUGGCGGAGGCGACGACAAAGGUGGGGGAGGAGGUGGCGGAGGAGGUGGCGGAGGAGGUGGCGGAGGAGGUGGCGGAGGAGGUGGCGGAGGCGAUGACAAAGGUGGCGGAGGCGACGAUAGAGGUGCCGGAGGAGGUGGCGGAGGCGAUGACAGAGGUGGCGGAGGCGACGACAGAGGUGCUGGAGGAGGUGGCGGAGGAAGUGGUGGAAGUGAUGACAGAGGUGGCGGAGGCGAGGACAGAGGUGCUGGAGGAGGUGGUGGAGGAGAUGGCGGAGGUGGUGGCGGAGGAGGUGGCGGAGGAGGUGGCGGAGGAGGUGGCGGAGGAGGUGGCGGAGGCGACGACGGAGGUGCCGGAGGAGGUGCCGGAGGAGGUGGCGGCGACGAGGGAGGUGACGACAGCGGUCACAGAGGAGGUGGCGGCGACGCAGGAGGUGACGACAGAGUUGAGGGGUGUGAGGGUGACUUUCCUGUGCGUGGUCGUGGGUUCUUCUUGAAGCGGUUAAGACACGGUCCCAGGCAGGAUAACAGCAUCGGCUCUCGUGUGCGCAGGCGGCGUCUUGAGACUCUUCACGAUGCGACCACCACGGACGCACGUGUUGCGCAGCACGAGCAGGUUCUCGUGUUUGAGGAAGGAUUCGACGAGUUCGCCGGCGACACGGUAUUGCAUCCCGCAGUCUCCGCCACUCCCGCCGUUUUUCACGUUGGGGCACCGCACGCGGUGGACCAGGGUUUGGCGCAGCAGGUGGCACGGAACCGCCGUGGCGGCCCUCGCGUCGCGGCGCAACGCAGUUUGGGAGAUUCAUUUGAGAGAUUGGAUGCAGAGUAUGCGGCGCAGGAGGGUCAUUGUGCACAGGAUUCCGCACGCGAUGGGUCAUCAUUCCCAGCAGUCCUUAAGGAAGACCCGCACCCAGGCCCGCCACGUUUGGUGCAGGAGACGGCUCCCGACGUUGUCGCUGCGGACGUGGACGAGGAAAUGCGCAGGGAUGGUACCGUGCGCGUCGCAGCGCAACGCAGUCUGGCACGGACAUUGACCACAGAUGGUAGUGUGCCUGCUCGCAGCACUGGGUCGCACUACGAGCAUAGAGGGUCAUCGGCCGCACAGCCUGUUGCUGAGGGGGCCAUCGCACGUAGUGUCGAAGGCGAGCAUAGGGGUCACGCGCCUCCGCACCCCCAUGGCGCAGACCCUGUCGUCCACGGUGUGGCGGCGAGCACCGCAUUGCCGACGGUGUCGUUCUACGACGCCGUGACCAGGGACCGGAGGGCGGGCGAUGAGGGACAUGCAUCAGCAUGCGGACUGACAGAUGUGCGUGCGGGGAUGCGAUCCAUAGGCCGCGUCGAUGGUGGUUGUCACGGCUCCAUGAGAGCAUACGAGGAGCGACAUGGGAGGCCUUUGCGGGCCAAGACACCGGAUGUCCACGACACGAGGACGGCGACCGCGAGGUUAUCCCGAGCGAGGAAGAAGGGGACAGGUGCAUCGAUUCCAUAUCAUCAUCGUCGUCCACCACCGACUUUUCACGCCAGAGCUCCGACCACACAGAUUCCGGCGACUGGCGGGGCAGUGGCGGAUGGGGGGACAGUCCAAUGCCGUUCAGGGCGAGUCGAGAAGAGACGAGGUGAUGUGGUGAUCUACCAUGAUGACAGCUCCACAGCCGCGGAGGCUGGCGAGACCACAGGCGCCGACGAUCCAGGUGACUCCGAUUACAUGCCCCGGCGCCUGGCGGCGGAUGGAGAUGAUGGUGGAGGUCGACGCGUCAGGCAGAGGACAGGACUCGGCCCGCACGGGCAGGGGACGCCAUCGGACCCUAUACAGGCUACACCGCCUAUUGAUCGAUAGGCGCAGGCUCAGUCUGUGAUAACCAAACUGUAUCAUUACCGGUCUGAGCCCUCGUAGCAGGAUGCAGGUCUGUGACCGCCUAUUGAUCGACAGGCACAAGCU
Chara braunii is the source of this 8479-nucleotide messenger RNA. The record is from the annotation of a GenBank genome assembly. Lineage: Eukaryota; Viridiplantae; Streptophyta; Charophyceae; Charales; Characeae.